Messenger RNA from Diprion similis, 618 nucleotides. It is a transcript of the gene EMC5, whose product is annotated as ER membrane protein complex subunit 5. The record is from RefSeq and is a predicted model, not a curated record. Lineage: Eukaryota; Metazoa; Arthropoda; Insecta; Hymenoptera; Diprionidae. Gene Ontology annotation, cellular component: early endosome; plasma membrane; EMC complex. Bases 117 to 485 code for a protein of 122 amino acids. The transcript has 3 exons.
GAAAGUGGUGGAUUUUAAGGUUAUAAUCAGUGGACGAGUUCUAUGAGUAUAUGAAUACGCAUAACCUCUGAAUAUCUCACAACCGUAGCGUUAAAUAAACAUUUUGAAAACACAAAAUGAGUGCCACUACGCUACACAAAGUAAUUUUGAUUACUGGUUUUAUUUCCUUGCUGCAUGCAGCAUACUCAGCGGCUCAGCAUCGAUCAUAUUUACGUAUAACGGAGCAAGAAUUUAUAACAUUACCUGUAGACAUUAUAACCCAAGGCAUUGCAAGUCUCUUCUUAGUCAUGUACGCAGUCAUGUUUAUAGCAGGUGACUUCAAAGAAAUACGUGCCGCGGUUGACUUGGAAAGUAAAUCAUGGGAAACGCUGAGGAACCUGCCAUCUUUUCAGAUGUAUAAUCAUCGUGGUAGAUCGCUAUCCCCUUACUAUUUACCACAGGUUCAAAAAUCAUCUCUUGAAGAUGAUUUACUGACAAUGAAUUGAGAACAGACUGUUUGGCGUGAAUUAUUUAUGUAUUUAUUCUGUAACACAACUGGGCAACAUGUCAGUAAAUAUAUGCUUGACGAUAUGGUUUAAAUCAAUGCAUAAAAUUCCAAAAGAUUGAAGCAUCCAAUAA